Molecule: messenger RNA, 351 nt
Organism: Arctia plantaginis
Lineage: Eukaryota; Metazoa; Arthropoda; Insecta; Lepidoptera; Erebidae
Source: the annotation of a GenBank genome assembly
AUGUUUUCAGCGACUACAAGCUUAGACCAAAUACUGCGGGAUGCGGAGGGCAAUAGAAAGAAACUGAAGUCGGGCACUGUCCCUGACCUUAGCCACAACAGCGCCGUGCUGUCCGACCCCAGGGCUGCGCUAGGCAAUUUGCAACAUUUAGCUGGACCAACACCGUUCACUUACGUAGGAAGUGCUCUAUCGCCGUUCCCAACAGCCGACACCACAGGUCCAUCCUGGCAGCCACAACCCCAAUCAAGUUUCAACACAUCAUUGAACACAAGUGGCUUUGGGAUCUCUCAAACUGAUAACACAAGUGGCUUCCAGCUCCAGAAGCCACCCGGCAAACGUGGGAAACAAUGA